Durotheca rogersii is the source of this 1357-nucleotide messenger RNA. RefSeq names its product NAD(P)-binding protein. Lineage: Eukaryota; Fungi; Ascomycota; Sordariomycetes; Xylariales; Xylariaceae. The record is from RefSeq and is a predicted model, not a curated record. The coding region runs from base 431 to 1210 and encodes 259 amino acids. Gene Ontology annotation, molecular function: oxidoreductase activity, acting on the CH-OH group of donors, NAD or NADP as acceptor. The transcript is spliced from 2 exons.
CGGUGAGCCAUGCGGGGGGCUAAGUGAGCCAGUAGCCGUAAUGCCUCGAGAGGCGCGAUAAUAGCAGACAGACUUGCGUAUGAGUAUACCGGGUUGUCGGCUCUCUCCGAAUACGGAAAUAGAGAAGACUCGCUCCCGUCUCUCUAUUGGAGGAAUAACUAGGUGAUUCUACCCGAUUGAUCGUCGUCGAAAACCUCAACCAGUCAUCUGGAGCGCGGGACUUGGUCGCUCACAGUGCGUGGCACGGACUGCGUCUUAGACGUGACAUCCUCUCUCUUAGACGCAUUCCACCACUACCACCACUACUUCUGCUACGGUCUAUUAUAUCGUAAAAUUCUGUGUCGAUCACGGAGGUCGACGCUCCAACCUAAUCGUCAGACUCUUCUCUUUCUUCCUUUGCCUGUUUAACUGUGCGUAUCUCUGCUCGAAAAUGGCCGAUUUAUUCUCGCUGCGGGGCGAGACCGCCCUCGUAACCGGCGGGACGAGGGGCAUCGGGCAGGCCGUCGCCAUCGGCCUCGCCGAGGCGGGCGCGGACGUGUUGCUGGUCCAGCGCUCUGCCGAAUCGACCGAGACCAAGAAAGCCGUCGAGGCGCUCGGGCGCAAGGCGUACAUCUACGUGGCGGACCUGGCGGACCCGGCGGCGGUAGCCGCCAUCGUGCCGCGCGCGCUCGCGGACGGGCACACGAUCCGGAUCCUGGUGAACUGCGCGGGGAUCCAGAUCCGGCACGCGCCGGAGGCGUUCCCGGACGCGGACUACCGGGCGGUGAUGGGGGUGAACGCGGACGCGGUGUUCGCGCUGUGCCGGGACGCGGGCGCGCACAUGCUGGGGCUGGCGCCGUCGGCGACGACGGGCCGGCGCGGCAGCAUCGUCAACUUCGCCAGCCUGCUCUCCUUCCAGGGCGGGCUCAACGUCCCCGCCUACGCCGCCAGCAAGGGCGCCGUCGUCCAGCUUACCAAGAGCUUCGCCAACUCCUGGACCGCCCGCGGCGUUACCGUUAACGCCGUCGCCCCCGGCUACAUCGCUACCGACAUGAACGAGGCUCUUAUUAACGAUACUGACCGCGCCGCUAGCAUCACCGCGCGUAUUCCCGCCGGCCGCUGGGGUACCCCUGACGACUUCAAGGGCAGCGUCGUAUACCUCGCCAGCAGGGCGGGCGCGUACGUCAGCGGACACACGUUGGUUGUCGAUGGUGGGUGGAUGGGCCGGUAGACGGGAAGGAUAGGGAUAGGGAGACGGAGAGGAUGAGCGGGUUGGACGGUGUGUGGUGGGAGCAGAGGGAGUUACAUGUGUAAUCGGAAGACGAGAGCAAAGCCCGGUCUUACAGGAGUUUACAACGAGAGCCCAUAAGAGAGUCAA